Podospora anserina S mat+ is the source of this 495-nucleotide messenger RNA. RefSeq lists its product as uncharacterized. Bases 1 to 495 code for a protein of 164 amino acids. The record is from RefSeq and is a predicted model, not a curated record. Lineage: Eukaryota; Fungi; Ascomycota; Sordariomycetes; Sordariales; Podosporaceae. The transcript has a single exon.
AUGGCCUGGCCUUUUCCCUCGAGCGGCAACAACGGCGAUGUUUCCAGCUGCGAGAAGCAGUUCAACCGGCACACACCCUGCGCUGGACCGUGGGAAGACGCCCUGAACAAAACGACCGGGGUGGAGCUGGGUGUUGUUGUGGUAGCGGGGGUUGUUCAGCUUCUUUCACUGGUGGUGUUUAAAACACAGCGGAGGGGGGGGCAAGGGAAAAAGGUGUGGUUGGGGAGGGUGGUGGAGAUUUUUACUGGACAGGACGAUGAAGGGCAGGGGAGACGGCCGCUUUUGACGGGGGGGAGGGGUCACAGUGAGGAAGGGAGGUAUAUUGACGGGGGAGUGGAGGAGGAGGAGCAGGGUGGUCACGAAAAUGGCAAUGGCUAUGGAGGGACCUCAAGCUCAGCCCAGACGCAAACACAACCAGACGACAAUAACAGCCGUGGUGGACCAAGGGUCGAAGUCUCCCAUCAUGACCCCUGGGCCGGGGCGGAGAGGGUCUAA